This is a messenger RNA of Thelazia callipaeda (thelaziosis nematode), 885 nucleotides long. Lineage: Eukaryota; Metazoa; Nematoda; Chromadorea; Rhabditida; Thelaziidae. The record is from the annotation of a GenBank genome assembly.
AUGCGAAUUCGAGUCACGUCGUUGUCGUUAUUCUUGAUAUUAAUUGGCUUUUGUGAUGGAAUCCGUCGCCAAUCUGUUCGAGUUGCUGGCCAGCUCAAAUGUGGUGAUAAGCCAGCAUCUGGCGUUAAAGUAAAAUUGUGGGAUGAAGAUGACGGGCCAGAUCCGGAUGACUUAUUAGACCAAAGUGAAACUGAUCGGAAUGGAAACUUUGAUCUUGAAGGUAGCACAAGUGAAUUCACAACUAUUGAUCCAGUUUUUAAAAUCUAUCAUGACUGUGAUGAUAGCUACAAACCCGGAAAACGGAAGGUUAAAUUACGCAUUCCGUCUCAGUACAUUACCUCCGGUUCCAAGGCUAAGAAAACCUUCAAUGUCGGUGUCUUGAAUUUGGAAACGAUAUUUGCAAAAGAAGAACGUGACUUGCUGAUGCAUUUUGUGGUCACUAUAGUGGUAUUCUGUUCUUCUGCUGUUAUCGCCACAAAUUUUAGACAACAAUCUGUUGCUGUGAAAGGCAAAUUGUUAUGUGGCACGGCAGCAGCCCGAAAUGUUCGAGUGAAACUUUGGGACAAAGAUUUAGGACCUGAUCCAGAUGACCUUUUACAGCAAGGUUAUACUGAUGCUCAAGGGAUGUUUUUCUUGCAAGGCGAUGCCAAAGAAUUAACUACUUUAGAUCCAGUAUUGAAGAUCUACCAUGACUGUGAUGAUACAAUGAAGCCAGGUCAACGAAAAGUCAAGCUCAAGAUUCCAAGUCAAUACAUAACUGGAGGCAGAACCGCCAAAACAGUAUUCGACUUAGGAGUACUGAAUUUGGAGACAAUAUUUCCAGUUAGUUUUUCUGAAGUUCUGAAUUUUACAAAUUUUGAACCUUUGACGCUAAUAAAAGUGUGA